Umbelopsis ramanniana AG is the source of this 644-nucleotide messenger RNA. RefSeq lists its product as uncharacterized. Gene Ontology annotation, biological process: endoplasmic reticulum to Golgi vesicle-mediated transport. The transcript is spliced from 6 exons. The record is from RefSeq and is a predicted model, not a curated record. The coding region runs from base 24 to 578 and encodes 184 amino acids. Lineage: Eukaryota; Fungi; Mucoromycota; Umbelopsidomycetes; Umbelopsidales; Umbelopsidaceae. Gene Ontology annotation, cellular component: endoplasmic reticulum membrane.
AUUCCAUACCUGCUAACACAGUUAUGUCUGUCAUCGAGAACUUAAGCUCCGUCAAGAUUGCGCUAAUUGUAGCUGCAUGCUUUUUCCAAUAUGGCCGAUAUUGGGCAGAUUGGGCCUUUGACUAUUAUCUCAUAUGGUCAGAUCCUGCUGCUCGGCCCAAUGCAUUUGCUAAUGCAGCUUUGUACUAUGCAAACCAAAACGACACACCACAAGUUCAUCAAUACAUUUCAUGCGUCGAUCUCUUGAUUGCAAGCAUUGGUAUUGGAGCUGGUUUGGCUAGCAUGCGAGACGCUAAUAUUCUCUUCGACGGUGCAUCGCUAGUUUUGAUGAUAUCUGCAAUUGCUUCCCAUGUUACAUCCAUUAUACCAAGUAUCGAUCUUGUGGCAAAAUCUAGUAAUGAGGAUGAAAUAAUGGAAGCGCUUAAAAAUAUUGCUGUCGCACAUACCAUCAUUGUAACAGCAGUGACAGGUAUUGUUCUUCUACAAGUCGCUCAUUAUUUCUGCAUAAGACGAUGGGCAAGAGAAGACGCUGCUGAACAUACAAAACACGCAAAGAAACAUAAGCAUAAAGCGCACUAAUAUUUCACUGGUUGAAACAUUACAAAAGGAUCCUAUGUAAUAAACUAAUCAACGUCAAAUUUGUUU